GCAUUUUUCCUGUCUUUUGUCGGCGUUUGGGCUGUUGCCUAACAGCUCAAACAGCUCUCGGAUUUUCGAGCUUCCAUCUGGUGCGGAAAGCCGGCCAUUUGGGACUUGGCAAGGUGUGCUGACGCAACCGCCAAUCGAACGGUUUGCACCCCGCCCCAAAACCCCAUCCCACGAGUAAGCCUAAAGCGGCGCGCCCCACAUCUCCGGCAUCUCGCUUCCAAGCCAGGGAGCCCCGGCACAACAACCAAGCACGGGCGCCCGCCCAGGCGCUGACGCCAGGUUCGUGCUGCUGGCGCGUUUUCCCCAGGCGCGUCCGCGGUGCUUCCAUGUUCCCUGGCACACCUUGUUCAAACGCUCCGGGCCCCACUUCUGGCGUUCCCGAAAGACACGUCCCGCAGCGCGUAGCUUCCCCUUUGGGCGUGUUUGAAGCUCUCAUCACAACGCCCCUCGAGGCUGGAUUUGACAAUUGACUUUUAUCCCGUCACGAAUAUCACGACAGCAUCUCAUAUCUUUUUUCUUCUUCUUGUCAAUUACCGCGACGGCGGGGAAUGGAAGCCUAUUCCUGCAAGCCAUCAAGAUCCAUGUCGCACCCGCACGAGCCAUCGCUACGUCCCUCGCAUUUCGUCAUCCACUUUUGGCGUCGAUUUCUGUCUUAGCCGAUUGUCUGCUCCACUGGGCAGCCAAACGCGACCCGUACGCGCUUGUCGCGAUCUGGGCCAGGGAUCAUAAUUGCGCCGCACGUCCACCGCCUCCGCCUCAAUUGGCAUUCGGACCCAUUCAUAUUCUCUCUCAGUUCUCCGGACGACGGUCAAGACCAAAUUCUGGGCACCCACAUCCACUCAUUCCAACUAGUGGUGCUGCCUGACUUCCCGACGACCAAACGCAUAACUGAUCCCGGUAACGACGACGACAGCAAGGACCAGGCCAUUGAAAAGCUUGUCGCUGCUGCUGCGAGUCUAUUUUGUCGUUUACGGCCUUCCUCGUCGCCGACGCAGCGACGGAAACGAAGCCACCGACCGAUAUGGCCUCUUCACCGUUCCCGACCGGCCACAGCGGCAAUGGAGGCGGUGGCGGCGGUUGGAUGGGUGGCAGCUCACACCCCCAAUUCCAACCGCAACCGCCUGCCGCCCCCGAGCGCGACGAUUUUGGCAUGCAGACCAGGCCGAUGGGAGUCAAGGUUCUGUACAGCUUCCGCGACAGCCUAGACAACUGCCUGGCACGCUGGCCGCAGGUCAUGCCCAUCCAGACCAUCCCUCUGGACGAAACGAGCUCGAUCGGUGUCGUCGACUUGAGGUUAUGCCUACAGGCCAUUGCGCAGUGCAGCCCUGAAAUCGUUGGCCAGCACGAGAUGGACUACACGGUCUAUGCCUACGACUACUCAGAAACGGACACCCCGCUGGUCGGACAGGGAAUGUUCUCUCGGGGACUCGAGCCAUCACAACCGAACGAGGAGCCCAAGAUGGUCACUGGCCGGGUGACCAAGAAUUUGCUGGCUGUAUUUGGCGGCGGCGCCCGUGAGACACUCGAGGUCAAGCUGAAGUUAGCCUCGGUGCCAAAAAGGCAGCCACAACAGCAGCAGUACCCCCAACAACCGCAGCAGCAGGUUAUGAACAACGCUCCGACCCCGACCGACACAUCUGAAUGGAAUUCCUUCAUCCAGUCGAACCCGAAUCUGGGGCAGCGUACCAACAUGGGCCCGGCACCCCCAACGAAUACUGCGCCAUCUCAACCUUACUACUCACAAGUUCCCCGUUCCCGCCCGGGAUCUGUUCCUCUCGCCCCGGCGCCCCGUCAGGGCCAGGCACAACCUCCGAACCCGAAUCAGCUGGCACCAGGAGCGCCUCAGAUGCCCCAGACCCACCCGCAACAAAUGCACCCUCAGCCGCACUAUCAACAGCAGCUGCAACCUCAGCCCCAGCAGCCGCAGCACGAAUACCAAAAUCAUCAACGUCAGCAGCUUCAGCAGCACCAGUCCCAGGAAAUCCCUAGUGAUGGCUUUGUGCCGAUCUCGGCCAGAACGGGGACUCCAGACAUUGUGGAGCCCAUGGUGGCACCAGUUGCCAAACCAUCCCGGCCUUCUUCCCGAGCCUCGAGGUCAAGGGCACCCACGGGCCGACCACGAGGUCGCCCGCCAAAGAAGAAGCCCGUGGCCGAUGGAAACACGUCUGCUGCUGAGGAUCCAACAGACGUGGACGAUGGGUCCCGUAGAAAAAGAGCCAAGACCACCAAGGCCGACUGGUCUGAGGACAAAGCCCCAAUGGAGUCGACCGCUGACUCGUUGCGGGUUGUUGCUGCCACUUCCGGCUCUUUGAGGGCAAUGCGGCCUGUGGGUGCAGGAAUCGAAGGGGUAUCUGGAAGCCAUCUGCAUGAGGGACCACGCGCGCCCACACCAGUUCCGCAGGGCCCAAACGACAAGAAGCUGCCACGGCAGCGAAAGAAGCCGGCGUCGACACUAUCCAGGCGAGACUCCAUCACUAGUGCUGAUGGUUCCAUAAUAUAUCCCAACCUACCAACCGAGUCCAGUAUGCAGAUGCCAACUCCCCAGGACGCUCGAUCGCCAACCGAGUCCAUCGCCGCAUCAGAACAGGUAUACACGCCGGAUGAGAGCCCGGCUGAUCUAGGUUCCUCCCCGCCGGUUCCCAGGUCGGUAGCAUACCCGUGCUCCAGUCCGAUGGUUUCGAGCCCUGUCCUGCCACGGCUACCGCGUCCUCAGCAGGAUUCGGGGUUCAUGAGUGGCGGUAUUGAGGGGCCCUUCGACAACGAGGAUCUCCUGUCACUACCGCCCCAAGCGCCUCAGUCUAAGCAGGAUGAUAUAUCAUCUCGGCUGGCUCCUCUUGCGAAGCCAGUACCCAAGAAAGGCGGCAACAGUCGACCGCAGUACCAUGGAUUCCCAUUUCAAGAAGUGACACCUGGCCCUCCAGAGCUUCUUCCAGUCACUAGCCUGUACAACCCGCCCGGUCAGAAGCGGAAGGUAGACGCCAGCGCCCCGAAACCGAAGCGUUUCAAUGCCGAGCCCAGAGCUCAAAAAACGGCUGCAGAGGAACCUCAAGAUCAACAAACCCCGCCCAUGUCACAACUCGUCGAUGAGGUCCGACCAUCCGUGGAGGAGCCCUCGGCCGACUCGGCCAUCACCCGUCUGACACCCGAGGAACCCCUAGAACCGGUCGCCCUUCUCAGGGAAGUCUCUUCCCAGACAAAUGUCCUCGAGGAGACCCCAUCUGUUCCAGAGCCCGAGCUGCCUGCCAUGAAACCUCCCAAGACUGCAUCGCGAUCGGGCUCGUCAGGGUCAAGGUCCACCCCGGCUGCCCAUGAAACAAAAUCGGCACCACCAGCAAGCGAUCCAGCUGGACCCUCUGCGCUAUUGACCCUGCCCCAGGUGUCGUUCUCCGAGGCUCCGUGCCCGCCCAGCGACACGAUACAGGAACAGAGCAUAGCCAACAAGAACUAUGUCAAGAAGCAGACCAUUAAGGAAAGGUUAGAGCAAGCCAUCGAGUCUGGUGAGAUGCCUCCGUUCUGCACCAACUGCGGCGCAAUCGAGACGCCUACGUGGCGCAAAAUGUGGACCCAGGAUCACAAGGGCACUCCCGAGUUUUACGACUACUCUGAGAAGCCUGGGCAGGUGACUGCCAUAGACAUCCUAGAGCGAGAUGGCGAGGGCAAGCCGACGUCGUAUCGGCUGGUGAAGAAGUCUCUUGGACCAGGGGAGGAUAAGCACAAGUGGGUCGAGAUGCUGCUGUGCAACCCCUGCGGCAUCUGGCUUGGCAAGUUCAAGAGCCAUCGACCCCCUGACCGGUGGGAGAAGGACCAGUCCCGGCUGAACCAGCCCCGCCGAAAGCGAGACCCGUCCAAAGGCUCCAGCAACGGCUCGCGAUCCAAGAGACAGCGGACCAAAAACGACCAGCAAACAACUCUCACAUCUGAAGCCUGCUACAAGACCGACCCGAUCGGACCUAGCUAUGACCAGGCCGAUGUUGACGAGGAGAUGGCCGAUGCCUCCCAGACAGCCACCAACGUGGCUAGAAAAUCGGGGGAGCGCGUAACUGAACCUACGGGGUCCCCAAACUCGCGGGGCCCGGGAUCGACACACUCGAGGGGCAGCGGGACGGCUGACAGCCCAAUCCCGGUCGAGGACGAUCUCGGGCAAACGCGAAGGCUGCUCUUCCCCUCGCCGAGGAAAGACAACAUGCCCAAGGUGCUUGGUGAGAUGGCGGUUAACAUCGUCAGGACCGGCCCCGAGUUUACGAGGCUCAAGGGUGGCGAUAAGGAAGUCGGCCUCGAGGACCUUAAGAAGGUUCCUGUAACGCCCAAGCUACGCGAUACCGACAUGGCGGACCUCUUUGGCACCCCGCCGGCCCGACCAUCCACACCAACCCCCAACGACUCGACAUCUGGCAGCGGUCCCUUUAAGACGCCGACGCGCCCCACGCCGAGCCACCGACCGAUUACUAGGAGUAUUUCGAAGUCGAUCCGCUCUUCAGCGAGGGCAAUCCCGCUAUCUCCCAGUCAGGCCCUGGCCGGCCUGCAGCGCACGCCCUGCAAGACGCCCGGUAGGAGCAGCGUCAGGCAGACGCCUAGCCGUCAGAACCUACACGCGCACUUUGCUCCCGACGACAUGAACCUCGGGGCAGGUGGCGUGUGUGAUUCGCCUUUCACGGCAACCAUCAACCAGCUUCUCUCGGAAGCCAACGACUUCACCUCGGGUUCCCCAUCGCAUGGCCUUGCUGAUCUCGAUCAGAUCAAUGCCCACUUCUCGGCCUCGGCGGCGACCAUGGACUUUGGCAGCUACCUUAACACGGACAUGGCCAUGCCCAGCUCCCCUCCACUUCUCAUGCGGGGGGAUGGCGUAUCCUCGUCGCAGGCCGCGGCUUUCGAGGCCUCGUGGGAGCUGUGGUCGCAAGUCGACAACGAUACGGCGCCUACGGAUGGCGAGGGCCACUCUGUGGAGGCCCCUGCUUGAACGCCACACAACUCCUCCAUUCGCACCCUCUAUGUUUUCGUCCGUCUUUAAUAGGACUUGGCCCUGGAACAAUGUUCCUCAGCCCUUUGCUUUUUUUGUCCUUGGCCUUCUUGCUUUCGAAUUGUCUCCCUACUCCUGGGCCCUUCUGCAUGAGCCGGCGUUUUAUGCCUUGGUGUGUUUGUAUUGAAGUCUCAAUUUUUUGUUGGGAAUAUCUAGCUCUCAGGAGCAGAGACUUUGCUUGUUUUGUUUAGGGUUUGCUUAGUACCUUGAUCGGGCGAUAUACCCCCUGGGUUGAGGAAACCGGCCGCUUUUGGCAUGCCUUUUUUUUUGUCUGGACAGAGGAAACAAACCCAUGACGCAACAUGAAAGAUCCCAUUAGGUAGAAUUAGGUAGCUGCUUCUCUUCUCGCAUCGCAAAGAAACGAGUAGAAAAUCAGAUGCAAGAAUAAGUCAACUUUGAUCACCUUGGC
Molecule: messenger RNA, 5426 nt
Organism: Gaeumannomyces tritici R3-111a-1
Lineage: Eukaryota; Fungi; Ascomycota; Sordariomycetes; Magnaporthales; Magnaporthaceae
Exons: 2
Coding region: 1022-4957 (1311 amino acids)
Biological process (GO): regulation of transcription by RNA polymerase II; silent mating-type cassette heterochromatin formation; rDNA heterochromatin formation
Molecular function (GO): zinc ion binding
Source: RefSeq, a predicted model, not a curated record